Penicillium bovifimosum is the source of this 1554-nucleotide messenger RNA. RefSeq lists its product as uncharacterized. The record is from RefSeq and is a predicted model, not a curated record. Gene Ontology annotation, molecular function: protein binding. The coding region runs from base 1 to 1554 and encodes 517 amino acids. NCBI's taxonomy places the organism in Eukaryota, Fungi, Ascomycota, Eurotiomycetes, Eurotiales, Aspergillaceae. The transcript is spliced from 2 exons.
AUGCCAUUCCUUGAUCUGCCACAUGAAAUCCUUCAGCAGAUUAUCUCAUAUCUGCUUUCCAACGGCGAUGUAGCCGCUCUUUCAAUCCAAUGCCGCAAACUCCACGUUAUGUGCGACAUGCGAGUGCGCCAGAAAUAUGAACAUAUUAUUGUGUACUGCGAAGAAGGACAUAUUGACAAUGUCUUUGAAUUGCUCAUGAACAUUCUGAAAUCUCCUAUUUUGGGCCAGUACGUGCGGCGUAUCGAAUGUUCGGUACCAGAAACCACGGAUGUGGUUUACAAAGAGGUCAAAUACCAACGAGACCUGAGCAACGAGGAGAUGGAUCUCGUGCGGAAAACAGUCAGAAAGGCCGGAUUUAUUGGACCAAAAGAGGAGCAAAUCGUCAAUAUGCUCAUGCAGAGGAUUACGAAGGAGGGACCUUUGACUAUCAUGUUGAUUGUGGUAUCACCGAACCUCACGUCGAUAGCCUUUCCAUCUUUCACUUACCAUGACUGGAAGUUCCCGCUUGCGCAGUUUCUCACCGAGGCCAACGCUAGUCCCGAGAACAAGCCAUAUCUCCGCCUUCUCCGCGAUAUUGAUCUGAUCUACCAAAAAAGGUGGUACUGGUGGAAUGGCCAGUGGUUUUUCAUGCAAAUGGACUUGUUCGACUCUUUGAGUUACCUGGAUAACCUCUUGUCCAUUGAAUCUGUCAACGCUGAUAUCGUGGAUGACGAUACAUUCACCGAGCAUGAUUUCAGAGUUGGAUACUCUAAUAUCAGCAGAAUGGCCAUUGAUUAUUCGGACCUUGAAUCUCUAUCGCUUGCGGUCCUGAUAUCUUCGUUCAAGGUUCUCAGGGAAUUCAUAUAUUAUGCUGGCAGACUAAGUUGUGACACACCGUUCAAUCCCAAGACAUUUUUCAAAGCGAUGUGCCGGCACAAAGACACACUUGAAAUCCUGGACGUUGACGUCGCAUGCCAAUUUAAUCUACUUAACAUCAGAUACGCGCAUGACAGGGAAUACGCCAUGGACGUAAGUGAAAGGGAUUAUGGCCACUAUCCAAACAAGGAACGUGACAAAUUUCUUUCGCUAGUACAAAGCCACAAAGACACCCUGAAAGACUUUGUGGCCUUGAAAAGGUUAAGCAUGGGAAUAGAUAUGCUCUUGUACUUCGCCAAGGGCAAUACCUCCUACUACCGGUGGCAACCUCCUGGGGGGCCUAAGAAAAUACACUUGAUACAUUGUUUGCCAGAUUCGCUUGAAUAUUUGUGCGUGCGGGGAUACUGCAAGGGCGAGAACAGAGAACACGAUGUACAUAUGGAUGGGUUGUUAGCCCUUUUCAAGUCUGGGUCAUCUUCACUGAAGGAGGUCAAGGGAAUUGAAGAAACCAUUCCAUUUGUCUGCAGGGGAGAUGAAGUCCAACACGACCCCCGGGUGUGGGCCUUGGGCCCUGGAAGCGAUAGUGAAAGUGAGAGUGGGGUUCAGAGCGGAUUUGAGAGUGAGAUUGUGAGCGGGGCUGAGAGUGAGGUUGAGAGUGAGGUUGAGAGUGAGGUUGAGAGUGCGAGUGAGAGUGACUAG